Eupeodes corollae is the source of this 2289-nucleotide messenger RNA. RefSeq names its product translation initiation factor IF-2, mitochondrial (gene mIF2). The coding region runs from base 96 to 2195 and encodes 699 amino acids. The transcript is spliced from 9 exons. Gene Ontology annotation, molecular function: GTP binding; translation initiation factor activity; GTPase activity. The record is from RefSeq and is a predicted model, not a curated record. Lineage: Eukaryota; Metazoa; Arthropoda; Insecta; Diptera; Syrphidae. Gene Ontology annotation, biological process: translational initiation.
CAAACUGAAUGUUUUCAUUUUGUUGUCAAAGUUAAAUUGUCAAACUGUUCAACAUUUGUUUUUGUAUUUUGAUCAAGAGGUUGUUUACGUAAAAUAUGCUUGGGUUUUAUUUUCGUUAUCCAAUUUUAUAUGUGACCCGGUGUAUGAAAUUGAAUUUACAAUGCAAUCGAGAACGGAACUAUAUGCUCACUCGGCAUCUCUACACUACCAGUUUUGUAUAUAAAAGGAGGAAAACAGCUGAAGAGAAGAAAUCUCCAAAAAUUAUCGAAUAUUCCCCUAAAAAACUUAAGAAUAAAAUACUUACAUUUGGUGUUGUUGAUGUUUGGAGACGAAUGACAGUUGAAGAAUUGGCUAACUCGCUCAAUAGGUGUUUAGAUGACGUGCAGGAGGUAAUGUUAUACGUUGACGGUGCUGAUAAUAUAGAACCGCAUGCGAGGCUUGAAGAUCUUAAAAUAAUACAAGAAAUAGUAAAAAAAUGUGGCAUGAAAUCACGUGUGGUCGCUGCACCAGAAAAAGAAAUAUUGAGCGAGUUAAAGGAUCGCGACAUUUUACCUCAGCCGCCUGCCCCUCUUGAAAACUUAAAGCCACGACCGCCAGUUGUUACUGUUAUGGGGCAUGUUGAUCAUGGAAAAACAACAUUACUUGACUCUCUUCGCGGUUCAAGUGUAGCUGCUGGUGAAGCCGGCGGAAUUACUCAACACAUCGGAGCAUUUACUAUAGUUUUAGAAACUGGAGAGAAAGUAACAUUCCUCGAUACUCCUGGCCACGCUGCUUUCAGUGCUAUGCGAGCACGGGGUGCAAAUAUAACCGACAUUAUUGUCCUUGUAGUUGCUGCUGAAGACGGUGUUAUGGCACAAACAAAAGAGGUUAUAAAGCUAGCUCAAGAUUCUAAAGUUCCAAUUAUUAUUGCUGUGAACAAGAUCGAUAAACCUGGAGCCGAUAUAGAAAAAACUAAACGUGACCUUAUGCAAAUGGGACUAACUUUAGAGGACAGCGGUGGCGAUAUUCAAGUUGUACCUAUUUCUGCAUUAAAAGGAACUAACCUUCAGCUUCUUACUGAAACUAUAUGCACUCAGGCUACACUGAUGAGUCUAACAGCGGACCCAACGGGCUUAGUUGAAGGAGUUGUUGUGGAAUCAAAAACUGAUACUCGACGAGGAAAGCUCUCAACUGCAAUUAUAACUAGAGGAACUCUAAGGAAAGGUUCAAUAUUAGUAAGUGGACUGGCUCAUGCAAAAGUUCGCGGACUCUUUGAUGAUAACGGAAAGCCAAUUGAAUGCGCUUCACCAGGUACUCCAGUUGAAAUUAUUGGAUGGCGGGAGUUACCACUCUCGGGAGAUCUUAUAUUAGAAGUUGAAAACGAGAAAAAAGCUAACUCGGUUAUAAGGUGGCGUGAAGCUGAAACGCAAAAAGAAAAAGCUAAAGAGGACUUAGUAGAAAUUCGUAAAAAAGAAGAAGAACAUUUAGAAAAGUAUAGAAAGGAACGUGACGCAAGGAGAAUGGCUGGCAGAUUUAGACUGCGUCAUGGACAACGCAGCAAGGAAUCUACACCCGAUAGUUUGAUUCCACGUGUAAAUAUAAUUCUGAAGGGAGAUGUGCAUGGGUCUAUAGAAGCAAUAUUGGACGUGCUUGAGACUUACACAGGCAAUGAACGCUGUCGAUUAGAUGUUAUUCAUUAUGGUGUAGGAAAUAUAAAUGAGGGAGAUAUAGAGUUGGCUAAAGCAUUCGAUGCCAUUAUAUAUGCUUUUUCAUUAAAGUCUUUUUUGAAAGAACCAAAUGAAGUAACGGUUCGUAGGUUUGAUGUUAUAUAUCAUUUGAUAAAUGAUCUUAAAGAAGUUAUUAGCUCAAAGCUAGCUCCAAUUGAAGUAGAAGACACCGUUGGCGAAGCCGUUGUUUUGCAGCAAUUUUUUAUAACAGAUGGAAGAAAAGAAGUUCCUGUAGCUGGUUGCCGUUGCACAAAAGGAGCCCUCAAAAAAGCUCUCAAAUUUCGUCUCGUAAGAAAUAAUGAAGUUGUUUAUGAGGGCCAAGUUGAGUCAUUACGCCAUUUAAAGAACGAAGUCGAUACAAUUAAAAAAGAUGUGGAAUGUGGUGUACGAAUGCAGGAUGUUAAAGUUAUACCUCAGCCUGGCGAUAUAAUUGUGUGCUAUACAACUCAUAUGGAAAAUCAAAAAACCGAUUGGGACCCUGGUUUCUAAGGUUUUUUCAAGCCAUAUAUUUAAUUUAUAUGACUAGAUAAUAGGCAAUUUAUACAGUUUACCGUUAUAUAAAAUUGAAUCAUUAAAAAAAACU